Homarus americanus (American lobster) is the source of this 2295-nucleotide messenger RNA. RefSeq names its product A-agglutinin anchorage subunit-like. Lineage: Eukaryota; Metazoa; Arthropoda; Malacostraca; Decapoda; Nephropidae. The record is from RefSeq and is a predicted model, not a curated record. The transcript has 8 exons. The coding region runs from base 1 to 2295 and encodes 764 amino acids.
AUGCCGGUGGUCGGGUUGUCAUUUAAUCUGCUGGUCAACUCAAAGGGCGACAACUUCAGCGUGGGUGAAACUGUUACCCUCACCCUCCGUUAUACAGCACCACCAACCAAAGGCAGACCUACAAUCCUAGAAAUUGUUUCAUCUACAGCACACCACCAGCAAGGCAGUUCUACAAUCAGAAGUGUUUCCUCUACACCACCAGCAGGGCAGAUCUACAAUCAGUGUUUCUCUACCAACACCACCAACGGGUCUACAAUCAAGUGUUUCCUCUACACUUUUACCAGCAAGGCAGGUCUACACUCAAGUGUUUCCUCUACAACACCUAGCAAAACAGUUCUGCAAUCAAAAUUGUUUCCAUCUACAGCACCACCAGCAAGGCAGAUCUACACUCAAGUGUUUCUCACUCUACAUCACCACCAACAGAGCAGUUUACCACAAUCAAAGUGUUUCCUCUACGCCACCACCAGCAAAGGCAGAUCUACAAUCAAGUGUUUCCUCUGCAGCUACCAGCAAGAGCAGUCUACACUCAAGUGUUUCCUCUACAACACCACCAGCAAAGGCAGAUCUACAAUCAGAGUGUUUCCUCUACAGCACCACCAGCAAGGCAGAUCUGCACUCCAAAAAUUGACACUCCAUCACCACCAGCAAGGCAGUUCUACAAUCAAGUGUUUUCUGUCUGCAGCCACCACCAGCAAGGCAGACCACAAUCAGUGUUUCAUCUACAGCACCACCAACAAAGGCAGAUCUACAAUCAAGUGUUUCCUCUACAACCACCAGCAGAAGCAAGAAUCCACAAUCAAGUGUUUUCCUCUACAAGCACCACACCAGCAAGCACCACCAGCAGGUAGAUCUACAAUCAGGGUGUUUUCCUCUACAUCACCACCAGCAAGGCAGUCUACAAUCCGUGUUUCAUCUAGCACCACCAGCAAAGGCAGUUCUACAAUCAAGUGUUUCCUCUACAUCACCACCAGCAAGGCAGUUCUUCCAAUCAAGUGUUUCUCUACCAGCACCACCAGCAGCACCACCAACGAGAGCAGAUCUACAAUCAGAAGUGUUUCUCCUACAGCACCACCAAAGCUGAGAGCAGAUCUCUACAAUCCAAGUGUUCAUCUACAGCACCACCAGCAAGGCAGAUCUACAAUCAAGUGUUUCAUCUACAGCACCACCGACCGCAAGAGCAGAUCACCACAAUCAAGUGUUUCAUCUACAGCACCACCAGCAAAGCACCACCAGCAAGAGAGCAGUUCUGCAAUCAAGUGUUUCCUCUACCGGCACACCAACGAGCAGUUCUACAAUCAAGUGUUUUUCUCUACAGCACCACAGCAAGGCAGAUCUGCAAUCAAGUGUUUCUCUACAGCACCACCAGCAAGGCAGUUCUACACAAAACUGAGUCUACAAUCAGUGUUUCCUCUACGCUUCACCACCAGCAAAGGCAGUUCUAAUCAAAUAUUUCUCUACAACACCACCAGCAAGGCAGAUCUACAAUCCAAGUGUUUCCUCUGCAGCACCAUCAGCAAAGGCAGUUCUACAAUCAAGUGUUUCCUCUACAUCCACCCACCAGCAAAGGCAAUUUCUACAAUCAAGUGUUUCACUCUACAACACCACCAGCAAGGCAAAGAUCUACAAUCAGAUGUUUUACCUCUACAACACCACCAGCAAAGGCAGUUCUACAAUCUAAGUGUUUCCUCUACAGCACCAUCAGCAAAGGCAGAUCUACAAUCAAGUGUUCCUCUACAGCACCAUCGCUUAGAGCAGUUCUACAAUCAAGUGUUUCUCUCAUCACCCGCGAGCAAGAGCAGUUCUGCAAUCAAGUGUGUUUCCUCCUACAGCACCAUCAGCAAAACGGUUCUACAAUCAAGUGUUUCCUCUGCAUCUACCACAAGCAAGCAGUUUCACCACCCACCACCAACAAGGCAGAUCUACAAUCAAAGUGUUCCUCUAAACACCACCAGCAAAACGGAGUCUCAAGUGUUUUCCUCUACAGCACCGGCAGGCAGGUCCCCAAUCAGUGACUUCUCUACAACACCACCAGCAAGGCAGAUCUACAGUCAGUGUUUCCUCUACACCACCAGCAAGGCAGUUCUACAAUCAGAAGUGUUUCUCUACAACACCACCAGCAAGGCAGAUCUACAAUCAAGUGUUUCCUCCACAUCUACCAGCAAGCAGGGUUCCUACCGCUCAGAGUGUUUCUCUACAACACCACCAGCAAGGCAGUUCUACAAUCAGUGUUUCUCCUACGGCACCACCAGCAAAGGCAGAUCUGCAAUCAGUGUUUCUCUACAACACCUGCCUUAA